Messenger RNA from Helobdella robusta, 2697 nucleotides. RefSeq lists its product as hypothetical. The transcript has 21 exons. Gene Ontology annotation, cellular component: plasma membrane. NCBI's taxonomy places the organism in Eukaryota, Metazoa, Annelida, Clitellata, Rhynchobdellida, Glossiphoniidae. The coding region runs from base 1 to 2697 and encodes 898 amino acids. The record is from RefSeq and is a predicted model, not a curated record.
AUGAAACAUUAUAAGUUGUUAGUGGGGGCUCUCAAAAAAUUUGGAAAUAUAAAAAUUAGUGACACGAUGGGUAUAAAAUUGUGUGACAAUGAAUACGUUGGCUGUUACAGACACGUUAAUUUUGUAUGGAAAACAACUACCGUGCAAUCUGUAACUGAGUGCAUAUCAGAAUGUAUGACCAUGAGUUCUCCUGUACAAACUGCUCUGCUCUACAAAAAUUGUUAUGAUGUUGCAGAGCCUGGAUUCGAAUGCUUAGAGAUAUCCGCCUAUUAUAUGAAAUGUUUAACGCUUGGAUUCAUACGUGAUCACAUGUGUUAUGUUCAAAAAGUGGUAUCAUGCCUUUGCGUCAUAAAAACACUUGGAAGAUUGCCAUCUCGUAAAUGUAACAUCCUUUGUCCCGAUGGGCUGUCUUGUGGUGGACGCCUUGCUUACUCUGUUUAUACAGGUAAUGAGUUGAAAUGUGAAGGCACGAUAGCCGGCGUGACAAUGGAAGGAUGGAUAACAUCAACUUUGUACUUCACUUUGGCCACCAUUGUUGAAAAUUGUGCUGCUAUGUGCAGAAAUACUUCUCCAUUUUUCAUUAUGACAGGAACUAACUGCUCGUGUUUCGUACCAACGAACACAAUUCGGUCUGAAAAUAUUGUCAGAACUUCAAAGUACUGCAGUCUGUAUAACGGUCUCCUUACUCUUCAUACAACUAUCCAUGUACUGAAACGAAACUUUAAGAAUCAUUUCCCCGAUGAGACGAUUGACUUUGAAAGAGCGCACACAUGCCAGCCAGGAUGGAAAGGUGAUCUCUGCGAUAAAAGAGAUUGCAGUCUGAACAAUGGUGGCUGUGGUACGACUGAUAUAUGCGUUAGCAGUAAAGUCAAUGGUGCUGAAAUCUCUGAGUGCCUGUGUCAGGAUGGUUAUGUCAAAGAUUUCUUAGAUAAAUGUGAAAAAUUUCGGUUUAACGUGGCAUACACAAAACCUUGCGUGUCAUGUAUGAAUAAUUCAAUAACUAAUGGUGUGUAUUUGGAAGAGCCCCUCAAGUCGAUGUUUGUAUCCCUCGAUUUGUUGUACAAGUAUUUCAUUGCCUAUGUGGUAGUCUUCAUGGCAGAAGGGAACAGUACAUCCAACACACACUCCAUUGAGUUGCAUGCAUCAUACCCUGGGAGGAAUAGACCUUCGAUGAUAAAUAGUCCCCAAAUGUGCGGAAGUUUUAUUGCUUCGAUUUCUGAAUACCUCCUUCCUAUUAGAGUUAACUGUCAAGACCCGAAACUAGAAACACGAUUUAUAACAGUUUCAACAUUGCAACUGCUUAAAAUGCACUUUGUGGAGAUAGAAGCUUAUCCACGGGAUUGCAGCUGGAACAAUGGAAAUUGUGGCCACUUUAAAUGCAUGGAGUCGGUUCUUAACAGCGAGCCACCGAUUUUAUUGCAAUUUUUUUUGGUAGAUUGCAGUUGGAUGGAUGUUGAUUGUGGCUAUCCUGAGUGCUUGGAAGUUACCGCCGCUGGCCACCCGCCGUAUCUUUUGUGUUUAGAUUGGAAUAAUGAGGAAUUUCCAGUGGCUGCAAAUGUGACAGAAAGUGUCUCAUGUAGGAAUAGGAAUGGUGGAUGUUUAAAGUUGACUUGCAUCGAGUUUCGGGAGGAAAAUCAGGGAUGGAAUGUAACUAUAAAAUGUGUUCCUCCUGAUUCUAAACUAUCCGUAGUGACAGAAGGUAAACCUAAAAAUAAAAUAGAUUUCAAGGGAUGUUUUCUCUCAAUGCACAGAACCAAGGAACUCCAAACAACUUCGUUUGAAACCUGUAGAGAUUUCUGCCUCUACACAUUAGUCUUCGGAGUGAUACGGGGCGAGUUAUGUGCAUGUGGAAACAUAGUGCAGAAUGAAGUUAGCGCCGACGUGUGUGUCAGAAAAUGUUCCAAUGGAUUUUCAUGUGGUGGAAAUUAUUCCUACUCGGUUUAUGCCAGAAGCGCUGAUACAACGGUAGACAUUGGAUGUUUCAAGCUUGUCGUCUUUGAGCAUCAGCUAAAUCAACCCUUGGGUAAGUUUUCUUGCUGGAAGAAAUGUAAAGAACUUGAGUAUCCGUACGGCGGUUUAAAUGGUGAGACAUGUUUUUGUGGUGAAAAAAUAAAAUUCAAAGAUCAGGUCAACAUGGAACAGUGUGACGAGUCAACUGAUCUUACUUUGCUGGCUGAUGUCUCACCUGAAAUUGACGUAUAUGAAAAGACGAUAAAAUAUCAUUUCUGCCUAAAUGACAGGACAGAGAUGAGUAAAAAAUAUUGCAAAUCUGGUGUCUGUGUGCCUGGUUGGAAGGGGGUUCUCUGCAACAAUAGAGAUUGUGACUCGAACAACGGAAGCUGUAACCACACUAUGAUAUGUCAGCUGGAAAAUGUUAACUACAAAGUAUUUGCCAAGUGCCUAUGCGAGCAGGGCUUCUCAAAAACCGAUCAAUACGUAUGCGUAGAAACCAUCAGCGCAGACAAGACGCCAGAAAUUUUUUACAAUCUCAUCGCUGUAUGUUCUCUUUCGUUCAUUGUAGCCGUACCGAUUUUUAUAGCAAUGGUUCAGGCUGUAAGGCAAGUUGCCAAAGGGAAUAUAGGUAAGUAUAUUUGGGUUAAAGUUUUUUUAACAAUUAUUGAAAUCAAAAUUAUUUCUAUAAAAUUUAGUGCAAUUUUUAGCCAAACUUGCGAAAAAAACAUGUUUGUCAACGAAUAA